AUGUACAGUAACCUGUCCUUCCCGGUUCAAUUUAAAGGCGCAGCCAACAUCCACAAAAAUGGUCCUGAAGCAACCAAAAUUAUGUUUGACAAGGAUCGCCCAAAAUCAACAAUAUCUUCAGAAAAAUGUGGGCCACAAUAACCUGGAUUACGGUAGCCAUCGGCAUGGUCAUGAGCCAAAAGCUCAGUAAUCGAGAGCUCUCACAGCUUCUCAACAACUGCGGUCGCUUCGUUCCAGGUUACUGUAGUUAUUACUGUAACCAAGACGAUACCGUAGUCCAGGCUACAACGAGGCGCCGGAGCUUCGAGACUUCAAAUCACUAUAUGGAAAGCUGGUGGCUCGCGGGAAGGCGCCGUGGGUCGUCGCCAUAAAUAUCAUUGAUGGUUCGACUCCGGUCCCCGUUUUUGUCAUUUUACAAGAAAAUUGUUAAGGCGAUUACAUCCGACAGGUCGGAACAGGAACGCUGAUUUCCCCUAGACAUGUGAUCAGUGUUGCUCAUCUCAGUGGAGGCACUAAUUCUGACUGUAAUUUGGGGUAAGUUUUCAAGAAAAUCGUGGCCUAGUGGCUCGAGAGCUUGGUUACGGAUAAAUGAGUCACAGGUUCGUCCCUUGAUGAGGAAUUAUGACAAAAAAGUCCCUUUUUCAACUUCCAAACACAGAAAGGCCUUCUACAAGUGUUAGCGAUUGAAAAACUAACAAAUAGCUCAGUUGGUUAGGAGCUCGACUACGAGUAAAUGAGUCCCAAGUUCGGAUUUUCUUUGUCAGAACACGAUAAACCUCACAAAAAAUGCGCAGACGAAUGGAUUCUGAAUUUUCCAAUUGACAAACGAAUCAAGAGUUCGAUUCCUCACUUAGGGAUUGAUUACUUAGGAGCGCCAGAGUGGUCCCUACAGGGAAAAACAGCUAGGGGUGAAAUUUAGUGGUCCCUAUAGAGGUUUGAGGUCUCUGAGCCUCUAGAGUGGUCCCUAUAUGGAUCUAUUGAUUUAUACGUGCUCUAACCAUUGAAAAUUUCUUUAUGUCCCAAAAAAAGCCUGGAAAUCCACUUUUAAGCGAAACCUAGCAGGUCAAGCUUUCCAAUAAGGGAUUCUAGAUCUCAAAUCAACGAUUUUUCAGCCGCACCAACACAUUCCCCAAAACGAAUGCGAAAAAAUAUCACGUCUACCUGAACGUGAGCUGCGCCACACCGAAACCUUGUACAACUCUUGGACGGAAUGAAAUUUUCAAGCCGCUUCAAGUCAAAAAGGUUCACCACAAAGUCGUGAAAAUCGAAUUCAAAAUCUUCAGCUGUACAUUCCGAAAGGUUAUUUGGGAGAAGCUUGCCCCGGCAAGGAAUCCUACAACGAUAUUUCCAUCUUUGAGCUAGCCAAAGACGUCAAAUUCUCGCCGGAAAUCUACCCUGCUUGCCUACCUCCGCGUUAGUGUGUUUAGAAAUUUCAAAAUGGAUUUUGUGGUCUUGGAAAUUCAAAUCUAGCGGGCCUUGCCGGAAAAUGCAACCAAUAUCUCCCCAUGAAAUCCACAAAAAACAUAAAGCUUUAAAAAAUCAAUAAUUCGAUCUCAUAACCUAACUAGACCUUGAGUCAAAAGAACUGAUUUAUUCAAAAAAAAAAGCUCAAAAACUCCCUCGGACCACAAACUCCAAAAAAGGUCAAUUUCAUAGUAAAUAGGCUUUAUUCUCAUAAUUUUCCAUAUUUUUUUCAGCCGGCGACGUACCCCGUAGAGGCGAAGAAGCCAGCUUAUAUGGCUUCGGGAGCGAUCGUAAGAAAUUUUACAAAAUUUACUCGAAAAAUGAUUUUUUCAGCCGCCGAGGAGCACCUACCCAACGUCGGAGUUCUAAAGUCGAUUGACAGCAGGGUGAUCCUUAACCUGAGCAAUACUGAGCUAAAAUUAGCGUUCAGGUAGCUGCGAGUUGCGGAAACAUGGCCGGAGCUGAUCAACCUUAUAUGUACUGUACUAAUGCCAAAGAUCAGGCUUUGGCGUGUUCGGUGAGUUUAUGACGUCAGAAAGGAUACUGUAGCUACAGUAUCCUUAUAGAAUCUCAACUACUUUUCUUUAAAAAUAGCAAAAAAAAAAACAAGAAAAAAUCUGCUGAAAGGUUCAUAAAUAGCUAGAAAAUGAGUUGGAAAAUUCAUAGAAAGCCUUAUUAAAUUCUGAAAAAGCCCGAGAAGAAGCUGUUAAGGAUGCGCUAAAGAAAAAUUCAAAAAAGACCGAAAAAGGAAGCAAAACGGGUCCGGAGAGGCUCAGAAAGAGCUAGGGUCAUAAAAAGCUGAAAAAAAAGCUUCCGAACCAUUCCAAGCGCGACCAAUGCUUUUGAAACAUUAAGUACACGAUUUGCAACCGUCGGACUUCUCUGCGUCUCUUACCUCUCGCUGGCGAUGGCAAGGAAGACAUUGAUCGAGAGAUGAGAUAGCGCAGAGAAACGAGGCAGUUUAAAAUGGCAGGCGAUAGAGAUACAUGGGCAGAACAUUUUUUUGGCUACCAGUUUUUUCUUAGAAGUGAGGUCAUCACUACCUUCCUGAAGUUCAAACUUGUCUUACUACUGUUGCACUAGCAUCCAGAGCUCCGACUUGUCUUACUGUUGCACUAGCAUCCAGAGCUCAAACUUGUCUCACUGUUGCACUACCAUCCAGAGCUCAGACUUGUCUUACUGUUGCACUAGCAUCCAGAGCUCAGACUUGUCUUACUGUUGCCCUAGCAUCCAGAGCUCAGACUUGUCUUACUGUUGCACUAGCAUCCAGAGCUCAGACUUGUCUUACUGUUGCCCUAGCAUCCAGAGCUCCGACUUGUCUUACUGUUGCACUAGCAUCCAGAGCUCAGACUUGUCUUACUAUUGCACUAGCAUCCAGAGCUCAGACUUGUCUUACUGUUGCCCUAGCAUCCAGAGCUCCGACUUGUCUUACUGUUGCACUAGCAUCCAGAGCUCAAACUUGUCUCACUGUUGCACUACCAUCCAGAGCUCAGACUUGUCUUACUGUUGCACUAGCAUCCAGAGCUCAGACUUGUCUUACUGUUGCCCUAGCAUCCAGAGCUCCGACUUGUCUUACUGUUGCACUAGCAUCCAGAGCUCAGACUUGUCUUACUGUUGCACUAGCAUCCAGAGCUCAGACUUGUCUUACUGUUGCACUAGCAUCCAGAGCUCAGACUUGUCUUACUGUUGCCCUAGCAUCCAGAGCUCCGACUUGUCUUACUGUUGCCCUAGCAUCCAGAGCUCAGACUUGUCUUACUGUUGCACUAGCAUCCAGAGCUCAGACUUGUCUUACUGUUGCCCUAGCAUCCAGAGCUCCGACUUGUCUUACUGUUGCCCUAGCAUCCAGAGCUCAGACUUGUCUUACUGUUGCACUAGCAUCCAGAGCUCAGACUUGUCUUACUAUUGCACUAGCAUCCAGAGCUCAGACUUGUCUUACUGUUGCCCUAGCAUCCAGAGCUCAGACUUGUCUUACUGUUGCACUAGCAUCCAGAGCUCAGACUUGUCUUACUGUUGCACUAGCAUCCAGAGCUCAGACUUGUCUUACUGUUGCACUACCUUACUCGUAACUUUAGAGAAAUUUUGUGAGGCGACCCCACCUCCCGGACUAGUUCAGUUCUGUCAUGACAUCUAAAAGCCUUUCCAACCUGAAAAGAGCUGAACUUUCAGGGCGACAGCGGUUCCGGCGUGAUCCGUCGGAAGGAUCCCCACCGGCCUACGGUCGAAGUCGUCGGUCUUCUUUCGGCUGGAGCCUCUUGCAGGGACGUCCUGAAAGAGCAUCAGAGAUUGUAUCAAGGUGAGAGAAGUUAUUUAUUAUCUAUAGAAUCCUUUUUAAAACUCGUUCAUAAAUGCAUCUUUUUUUCAAAAUUCAGAAGGCAAACCGAGGUCGAUUUUCUCGGACCUGCUCAUCCGCGUCAGCUACUUCAGUCAGUUCAUCUGCGACACGACGGGAAUCUGCCAGCCUGGAAUUCGGCCGUCAGGUCGUCGCGAUUUCUACACCCUUCAGUAA
Molecule: messenger RNA, 3970 nt
Organism: Caenorhabditis auriculariae
Lineage: Eukaryota; Metazoa; Nematoda; Chromadorea; Rhabditida; Rhabditidae
Source: the annotation of a GenBank genome assembly